Molecule: messenger RNA, 3480 nt
Organism: Eubalaena glacialis (North Atlantic right whale)
Lineage: Eukaryota; Metazoa; Chordata; Mammalia; Artiodactyla; Balaenidae
Gene: ATG16L1
Product: autophagy related 16 like 1
Exons: 18
Coding region: 143-1966 (607 amino acids)
Biological process (GO): negative stranded viral RNA replication; autophagosome assembly
Cellular component (GO): autophagosome membrane
Molecular function (GO): protein binding
Source: RefSeq, a predicted model, not a curated record
UGGCAUCGGGGGAGGCCUGUUCGUGGACCUGAACCCUGGGGCUGCUGGUCCUCCCGCGCCCGCUGGUUGCCUCAUGGUGCGGGCCGCGGCCGCCAGCCCCCGUGCGGAUCGGCGGCGCUAAGGCGCCGGGGCAGCGUGCGACAUGUCGUCGGGCCUCCGCGCCGCCGUCUUCCCCCGCUGGAAGCGCCACAUCUCGGAGGAGUUGAGGCGCCGGGACCGGCUGCAGAGGCAGGCGUUCGAAGAGAUCAUCCUGCAGUAUAACAAGUUGCUGGAAAAGUCAGAUCUUCAUUCAGUGCUGGCCCAUAAGCUACAAGCUGAAAAGCAUGACAUACCAAACAGGCAUGAGAUAAGUCCUGGACAUGAUGGUGCGUGGAAUGAUAGUCAGCUGCAAGAAAUGGCCCAGCUGAGGAUUAAACACCAAGAAGAACUGACUGAAUUACACAAGAAACGUGGGGAGUUAGCUCAGUUGGUGAUUGACCUGAAUAACCAAAUGCAGCAGAAGGACAAGGAGAUGCAGAUGAAUGAAGCCAAAAUUGCAGAAUGCUUGCAGACCAUCUCUGAUCUCGAGACCGAGUGCCUGGAACUACGCACUAAGCUUCAGGACCUUGAAAGAGUCAACCAGACCCUGAAGGAUGAAUAUGAUGCCCUGCAGAUCACUUUCACUGCCCUGGAGGAGAAACUGAGGAAAACUACUGAGGAGAACCAGGAGCUGGUCACCAGAUGGAUGGCUGAGAAAGCCCAGGAAGCUAAUCGCUUAAAUGCAGAGAAUGAGAAGGAUUCGAGGAGGCGGCAAGCCCGGUUGCAGAAGGAGCUCGCAGAAGCAGCAAAGGAACCUCUGCCAGUUGAGCAGGAUGACGACAUUGAAGUCCUUGCGGAUGAAACCUCGGAUCACGCUGAGGAGGCCUCUCCGGUGCGGGCCGUCAGCAGAGCAGCCGCUAAGCGACUCUCGCAGCCUGCUGGAGGCCUUCUGGAUUCUAUCACUAAUAUCUUUGGGAGGCGCUCUGUGUCUUCCUUUCCAGUUCCCCAGGAUAACAUGGAUACUCAUCCUGGUUCUAGUAAAGAAGUGAGGGUGCCAACGACUGCAGUGUGUGUCUUCGACGCUCAUGAUGGGGAGGUCAAUGCUGUGCAGUUCAGUCCGGGUUCCCGGCUCCUGGCCACGGGAGGCAUGGAUCGGAGGGUGAAGCUCUGGGAAGUGGUCGGAGACAAAUGUGAGUUCAAGGGUUCCCUGUCCGGCAGUAAUGCAGGAAUUACAAGCAUUGAAUUUGAUAGUGCUGGAUCUUACCUCUUAGCAGCGUCAAAUGAUUUUGCAAGCCGCAUCUGGACUGUGGAUGACUAUCGGUUACGGCAUACACUCACGGGACACAGCGGCAAGGUGCUGUCUGCCAAGUUCCUGCUAGACAACGCGCGUAUUGUUUCUGGAAGUCACGACCGGACCCUCAAGCUCUGGGAUCUACGCAGCAAAGUCUGCAUAAAGACGGUAUUUGCGGGAUCCAGCUGCAAUGAUAUUGUCUGCACAGAGCAGUGUGUGAUGAGUGGACAUUUUGACAAGAAAAUUCGUUUCUGGGACAUCCGAUCAGAGAGUAUUGUCCGAGAGAUGGAGCUCCUGGGAAAGAUUACUGCCCUGGACUUAAACCCAGAAAGAACUGAACUCCUCAGCUGCUCCCGAGAUGACCUGCUAAAAAUUAUUGACCUACGAAUAAAUGCCGUCAGACAGACAUUCAGCGCGCCGGGCUUCAAGUGCGGCUCCGACUGGACGAGGGUUGUGUUCAGCCCUGACGGCAGUUACGUGGCAGCAGGCUCGGCCGAGGGCUCUCUCUACAUCUGGAGCGUGCUCUCUGGGAAAGUGGAGAAGGUCCUUUCAAAGCAUCACAGCUCAGCGAUCAACGCCGUGGCCUGGUCGCCUGCCGGCUCCCACGUCGUCAGCGUGGACAAAGGAAGCAAAGCUGUGCUGUGGUCAGAGUACUGAGGGCACCUCGUCAGGAGAGAGCGGAUCGGAAGCUGGAGGGGCACGCGGGCCCCACGGCUCUAUCCUGGCAGGUGGCGCCUGGGCUGUGGCUUUGACCUCCAGCGAAGAGCUCGAGCCGUGGGGCACAGGAGCCUGCCUCUGAGCAGGGCUCCCGGGGGCCGUGGCUGAGGUCCCGUGGCCUGAAGGAGCAACACUGCGAAAAGCCUGACGCAGCGGUCGCUCAGCAGAGGUUCAGGUUCUUGCCUUGAUUCAAGUGGGAAACACUACUGGCUCUGACCUUGCAUACCUCAGCGGGGUGGGCGCAGGCACCUGCUGGCUUCUUCCCUGGGCGCCGGUGCCGCAGACGCGCCCUGCACCGGGUGUGGCUUCUCCCCCUGUGCUCUCUCCCGUCCUUCCAAAGUCGGUUCCGGCCUGAUGAAUGUCCUGUCACCUUGGGGUCAUUUUCCCAGGGAACUUGCUUUAAUCAUGGAUUAACAGAAACCCAAAUGGGAUUACCCCUGCCCUCAGGUAGCCCACGGGGACGGCCCUGAUUUCUGAGGAGACCGGCCCUGAUUUCUGAGGAGACCGUGGGACUGUGGUCCCCCCUGCUGGUCUGUGUCUUUAUUACGAGGCUCUUACUCUGAUCUCACCUGAUCACUGUUGGAAUUGCCUUAGGUCUCCUAAAUUGUUCUUAGAAAGCAACUGUUCUUCAAAACUCCUUCCUCCCUCCCCUCCCCCCCCCCAAUUCUACAUAUCUAUCUCUUGGUCAAGAAAUAAAUCUCAGUUUGGUUUAAAAAAAAAAAAAAAUUGGCGGUGGGUAGGAGAAGAAGUGCACAACCCUUUUUCCAGAGAAGUGGAUGAGCUGCAGGAAUAAAGACUGUAUUCCGGGAUCAUCUGUAGCUUCUCAGAAGGUGGGCCGCCCCCUUCUUCCCGGCUGUGCUGGGGUUACAGUUUCUGGUGGUGUGGGAUUGGAGGCCUCCAGUGUAUUACCCUGGAGCCAGUAGUUCCGGGUCGCUGCCCCUUUGCCAAGCCUAUGUGCAAUACCCCUCGGUGCUUUAGUGCAGGAAGCCCAUUCCAGGAAGCAUGGGAAUGCCAUCUUUCGACUUCAGGACUUGCGAGUAAGGCCAGGAAGAAACUGGCCUAUGCAUUUUUUUUUUUUUUUUUAACAUUUAUCUUUACUAUCUUACGCGUUUAUAAAAUUCUAGUUCCUUGAGUGACUGAAACACCAAUAUUUUUAUCACUUACUCAUUCGCACUUUAAUUUUCUUCCUUCCAGACUUGUUCUCUGGACAUCUGUGGGAGCGAGGAGGGCUAGAGCAGGGCGAGGACAGGCUGCGCGCUCCCUCUGAUGGUAUUAGCGGCUCCGUUGUCCCCUUUCCCCUGCCCUCGCCUCCCCUUUUCAGUUUGCUGUUCAGAGAACUCGUGCUGAGGGGAGUUGAAAUUCACAGGCCAGGGCAUGUCUUUUAUUUAUUUAAUUAUGUUGCCCAACAGAACUUGAUUGUAAAUAAAAAAGAAAUCUGUUAUGUACUUUUCACA